UAAGAUCGUUAUAUUAAUUAAAUAAUGGGUAAUUGCAAUAUUAGCGAUAAGAAAGAGGUUGAGGAAUCAAGUAAUUGAAUAAAAAUAAAGAAGUUCUAUCAGUUCAUAACUUUGAAUUUAUUGAAGUUUUAGGGAAGGGAGGAUUUGGAAAGGUUUGGAAGGUGAAGAGAAGGAAAAAUAAGAGUUAUUUUGCUUUAAAAGUGAUGUCAAAAGCAAAGUAAGGAAUAGAGUUUUAAUAGGAAGAAUAAUAUAAAAAAAGAGUGUAUAGUCAGUGAUGAAUGAGAGAACUUUAUUGAGUUAGUUAAGACAUCCAUCUUUAAUAAAUAUGAUAGCAGCAUUUUAAGAUAGAGAAAACUUAUAUUUAGUAAUGGAUUUAUUGAGUGGAGGAGAUCUACGUUAUCAUAUAGGAAAGAAUAAGAAAUUUGGUGAAGAGGAAACAAGUAAUAAUAAUGAAAGUGAUAAUUGUAUUAUAGAAUUCUUUUGUGGAUGUAUAAUGAUAGCAUUAGAAUAUUUACAUUCUUAGGGUAUAAUACAUCGAGAUUUAAAACCUGAGAAUUUGGUAUUUGAUUGUGAAGGAUACUUAAGAUUAACAGAUUUAGGUAUUGCUAGAAUUUGGAGACCUGAUAAUUCAUAAGAUACUAGUGGUACACCUGGAUAUAUGGCACCAGAAGUACUGUGUAGAUAAAAUCAUGGGAUAGCUGUUGAUUAUUUUGCAUUAGGUGUUAUAGUAUAUGAAUGUAUGUUGGGUAGAAGACCAUAUGUAGGAAAAUCUAGAUAAGAAAUCAGAGAUAAUGUAUUAGCUAAAUAAGUAUAAAUAAAGAGAACUGAGAUUCCUAUCUCAUGGUCUAUAGAAGCUGCUGAUUUUGCUAAUCAAGUAUUAAAUAAUUAUUUAAUCGUGAGUUGAUUUAAAGAAAACCAGCUUAAAGAUUAGGAUCUGAUAAUCCUGAUGCCGUUAAAAAUCAUCCAUGGUUUAAAGGUUUUGAAUGGAAUAAAUUACUUAAAAAAGAAUUAUAACCUCCCUAUCUUCCUAGGAAUUCUAGUAAUUCAGCAGGUUCUACUUAAGAUACAUAAUAAGACACUAAUGAAAAUAAUAUGAUGCUUAGAAGAAACUCUAUUUAAUGUAUAUCUUUUAUUUAUUUAUUCUUCUAGCAUAAUUUGAUGGGUAUAGUUAUGAUCCUAAUGAAAUUAUGAUAAAAGCUGAACCAUCGAAAUUUUGA
This is a messenger RNA of Paramecium sonneborni, 1217 nucleotides long. The record is from the annotation of a GenBank genome assembly. Lineage: Eukaryota; Ciliophora; Oligohymenophorea; Peniculida; Parameciidae.